AUGGACAACCUCGAUAUGAUUAUCAUUGGUGCAGGCGUAUACGGAAUACAAGCUGCAAGAACGUACCUAGAAUUUCACCCUUCCCACAACAUCGCAAUACUUGAAGCAGAUUCUUGCCCUGGCGGAGUAUGGAGCGCAAAUCGAAUGUACGAUGCGUUCUGGACGCAGUCUCCACUCGAAAUGUGGGAGUAUUCUGAUCAGCCGCUGAAGGAUGUCGAGUUGAAAGACACCCAUCACAUGUAUUUCCAGGCCAGACACUUUACCGUCUACUUGGAUGGCUAUCUCAAGAGCCAUGUGUAUGGCGGGAAGACCCUAACAGAUCGGAUUGUGUUGAAUACAAAAGUCGAGAGGUUGUGGAAAGAGAACGGCGUGUGGCAUGCCCAAACUAGUUCGGGGAAAUCAUACAUCGCUCCCAAGGUCAUUGAUGCCUCCGGCCUAACCUCCAUUCCCAACAUCCCCCAAAUCCCCGGCGCUAAUACUUUUAAGGGGAAGAUGAUCCACCACAAGGACUUUGGACGGUCCGACAUCUGGACCUGCAAAACUUGCGUCGUGGUUGGGGGGGCAAAGUCCGCUGCAGAUGUUGCCUACGCCUAUGCCAAAGCCGGCCUAGAAGUCCAUUGGGUCAUUCGAAAGAGUGGAAACGGUCCCGCGGCUUACUUUCCCGCCGAUUCACCAGUUAGCUACUACCAGAAUUCUAACGAAGCUUUCCACCACCGAAUGAUGGCAUCAAUGUCUGCUUCCAUCUUCACGCCCGAGUCGUGGUGGACUCGCUUUCUCCAGCAGACAGCAAUCGGCAGAGCAUGUGUGAAGUUUGUGUGGGGCUACCUUCAGAGAGAGCUAUACUCCCGGGCAAAAUACGAUCGCAAAGACGGCCAAGAGAAUGGUUUUAUGAAUCUCAAACCAGACACUGGACUGUUUUGGCAGAACGAUAGUAGUGGCGUGAACCAGCGAGCAGAUUUCUUCGACACCAUCGCUAAAAAAGUCAAAGUUUACCGCCAGGAUAUUGAAUGCAUCGACAUACACAAUGUCCAUCUAGCCAAUGGGACAACUAUUGAUGCAGACGCCAUCGUAUUCGCGACUGGCUGGAAAGACUCACCACUUUAUAUCGAUCCUCACACAGCCUACUACCUAGGUCUCGCUACCCCUAAAUCCGCCGAAGACCUCAAGGAAGCCUCAAAAUGGGCCACUCUCGAGACCUCCGCUGACGCCGAGAUCCUCAAACGCUACCCCAUCCUCUCCAACCCACCUCCAUGCCACAAACGCUCCUUCACGGAAACCCCUUUCCGCUUGUACAAAUCCAUUCUCCCAAUCCAUGACCGCAGCAUCGUCUUCCUCGGCCGCAUGGUCCUCGCAAACCACACCUACAACGCCGAAGUGCAAUCACUCUUCGCCAUAGCCGCUCUCGACAACACUCUCAACCUUCCUUCUGAAGCGGAUAUGGAGGAGGAGGUUGCCUCGGUUCGGGCAUGGCAGAAGCGAAGGUAUCCUGCGAGAGGAGAAGCUGGAAAUUGGUUUUGGUAUGAUAUUGUGCCAUAUACGGAUGCAGUGCUUAAGCAGCUGGGACUUGAAAGUCAUCGGAUGAAGGGAGUGAGUGAUUUUUUUAGACCGGCAGUUGCGAAGAAUUUGGAAGGGUUGGUGGAGGAGUAUAGGAAGAAGACGGGAGGGAGUGAGGACAGGAAGACAAGAUAG
Messenger RNA from Lindgomyces ingoldianus, 1689 nucleotides. Its product is annotated as flavin-binding monooxygenase-like protein-like protein. NCBI's taxonomy places the organism in Eukaryota, Fungi, Ascomycota, Dothideomycetes, Pleosporales, Lindgomycetaceae. Bases 1 to 1689 code for a protein of 562 amino acids. The transcript has a single exon. The record is from RefSeq and is a predicted model, not a curated record.